Athalia rosae (coleseed sawfly) is the source of this 5969-nucleotide messenger RNA. Its product is annotated as serine/threonine-protein phosphatase 4 regulatory subunit 4-like. Gene Ontology annotation, cellular component: cytosol; protein serine/threonine phosphatase complex. NCBI's taxonomy places the organism in Eukaryota, Metazoa, Arthropoda, Insecta, Hymenoptera, Athaliidae. The coding region runs from base 117 to 3785 and encodes 1222 amino acids. The record is from RefSeq and is a predicted model, not a curated record. The transcript is spliced from 16 exons. Gene Ontology annotation, molecular function: protein phosphatase regulator activity; protein binding.
ACCGUAAUCGUAACAUAGUAAAAGGUGACGACAUACAAAAGCUAAGUGUAAUACAUACGCUGCCAACGCUCCUGGCUGGAGACGCACAGUUAUGCGUGUCACGAUUGAUUCCCAAGAUGCAGCAGGCUCUGUCGAAUGCUUCCUCAGAAUUCCACAUGGCUGCCUCGUCGACUUUCAAAACAAUUCUAGAACAGAAAUUGGUCAAUCCUUCCACAUUUACGCAAACAUUUUUGCAGAGCAUUUUAAACUCUCUCGACAGCAGAGAUCCAGUGGUAGCUCAUGCGUGGUUGGAGACCUUGCUAGAUGUUAUCGAAUUAUUGCCCACCGAAGUCAUAAGGCAAGAGAUCCUUCCUAUGGCCAUAUCCAAGGGGCAAUUAUCGCAACCAAUUAGUUCCAGAAUAACAUGUUGUAAAUUGCUAGGGAAGAUUUGCACUCGGUUUGACACACUUCUGAUAAAAAAGGAAGUCCUGCCUACAGUGCAUUCACUUUGCCAAGAUGUGAACAGUGAAGUGCGAGCCUGCAUCUGUUUGCAGCUGAGUUUUGUUGCUCAGGGUCUUGGGGUGGAAUCGGUGAAGCCUGCGUUACUUCCAUCUCUUGUUGAACUGGCUAGUGAUGAGGAAAGUGCUGUAAGGCAUGCUUCUGUCCAGACCAUAGUUCAUUUACUGCCCCAUUUUCAACAAGAGACCAUAAAGGGAAUUAUAGCACCACUCAUAAAAAAAUUAUGCGAAAAUGCGUUAAAGUCUGAUGACAAUGUGAUUUGUGUGAUUGCCCAAGAAUUUGGGAGACUCGCCCUUGGCCUUGAACGCUCUUUAACCAUCAAUGAGAAGACCUGGCUGAUAAAAUAUUAUCAGCAGCUUUCACAGCUAGGUAUCCCAUCUAUGGCAAAAGAUGCAAAACAAGAAUUCUCGUUUGCAAAUAAAGCAUCUAAUAGUCCCCAAAGCAAUGAAAGAUAUGUGGAAUGCCGUCGCCAGUGUGCGUUUAAUUUCCCUGCCAUGUGCCUCUUUACAUCAAAUAGUUUUGAGAAAUUGGAUAUUAUUUUACCAACAUUUAAUGAUUUGGCUGCCGAUCCAUAUUAUAUGGUGCGAAGAACUAUCGCGUGUGGGAUUCAUGAGGUUGGCAAAGUUCUGGGUUCACAAAAUGGAACAAUAAGGACCGAACUUAUCAAGCUGCUAAAGGAUGACUCUGAAGAAGUAUUGCAAGGGUUGGUGCCACACUUGGCUCAAACACUUGAUCUCUUGACCCAAAGUCAGACAAUCGGCACUGAUCAAAUGGAUGGAGUUGUCUUGGAUAUUUGUAGAGCGAUUUUAAAGUGUGAAGUCGAAAUAGCUAACACUUACAACUGGAGGCUUUCGUCAAUGAUCUUAAACCAGCUUGAAAUUUUACCUCGAUGUAUUCCGGGUGAUUUGAUUAACUCUCAUUUCACACCUAUGGUGUUCAAUAGAGCAUUAAAUGCUAGACCAUUGCCAGUCCGUUUGGCAGCUGGUAGAUUAUUGCUGAUCUUUCUGCGUUAUAAUCUUAAACCCAUGCAACGAAAUGAGCUUCGGAAUAGAAUCUAUACAGAAUUCGCACAUAGUAACAAUUGUUAUACAAGGAUGUUGUACAUGCGAAUGAUGCAAGAGGCUAUGGUUAUAUUUUCUACAGUUUAUUUUAAAGAGAAUUUCUAUACUACGUUAUUGAGUAUAACUGAAGAUCCAGUUGCAAAUACACGAAUGAAAGUUGUGUCGAUGUUACCCCAGCUCAAAGCAAUGUUGCGAAUGCCAAAUGACAAAAAACUGUUGGCUAUGUUAGAAGGAAAUGUGCGCACUUUAAUGAGCCUAGAAAAAGAUCGAGAUGUUGUCCACACUUUAACUAACGUUAUCCACAAAUUGGAUAGUAUCGAUGUUAAACAAGAUGGACAACAUAAUGCAGGUAAGUUAACUCGGCAAGAAAUUGAUGAUGCUAAGAAAUUAGAGGAAGAAAAAAAGCUGGCAGCAAUGAUUUCUUCCAAAACAACUGGAAUGCCUGGUGGAGCAAAUCAAGCAACAGCAGCCUCCCAACGGAAAUCGGUUGUUCCUGGUCUUCCAAAACAAGUAUCUCCGACUGUACCAAAAUCUGGUAUUGAAGGUCCAGCUGGAGGAAAUAGGAUGAGGCAGUCGAGUCAGUCUUUAGCUGAUACUACGUACAAAUCAACAACUCAAUUUUCGAGGAUCAAACAGCCCAGCUCAUCGGAGCCUCCCAGCAAACAAUCUUCACCCUCUAAAAGGGAUGGAAACAGCACUCAAACUUCUGCCAAACUACCAGAUGCAAAGACAAGUACUUCUAGCAACAAUCUAACUUCAAGCUGGGCACGGCUUACUUCUAACAGCAUGCUACUAACACACCCUUGGGAAUCAACCAACUACACAAGCUUUAAUGCUGGUGUAAGCUCAGUUAAUCCAACUUAUAGUUUUCAUUUUGACAAUCAUAAUACCAGUUUGAAGUCGGCCUGUAGCUGCUCCGAACCAACAGGUGAUAUGUGCCGGAGUAGACUUUCAUUGUUGAAUUUAAGCGAACAAGAAGCAAGAUCGAACGCACCCUGUUGUUCAUGCUUUGACAUUAACUCAGAUUAUUCAAAACUGAACAUGCCACUGCAUCACAAGCCCCAUGCUCAACCUACCUCCGAAUUUGCCAAAUCUUUUGUGUUAACACACCUGAAAGAAAAUAAAGCUGAUAUCUUGCAAAAUUUUCUUCUAACACGCGGUGGUUACGAGGCUAAAUAUAAAGAACCAGAUUUGGCGGCUUUACGAGCUCUGACUAAUGUAGCUCACUACAAUUCUUGUUGGGCUUUUAGCUCCAUGCCUGAAAUUCCAGUCACGCUGCUGGAUGACGAGUUUCUAGUUGAUGCGGGGAUUCGUAUUCCGGCACAGUUAUCAUCAAGUCAAAGUACUUCAAAAAUACCAAACUUGCAAGACAUUAUAUACCGAAAUAGAAGAGAAGGAAGUAUCGAUAGAUCUCAUCGCAGUAGUGUCAACCUUGACAAGGGCAAAUCUAAAAGAUACUCUGCGGAAUAUGAGGAUUGUAUAAAACCGCGAAUAUUAAUUAGUGAUCAAAUUAAAGGUAAGCGGAGUUUGGACGACUUUGAAGAAAUUCAUAAACGAACAUCGAUGCAGGGUAAAUCUGAUGAACACCAUAUUCCUAAAGAAGACUUAAAGGCCAAGAGAUAUUCUGGUUCAUAUCAGGCCAAAUCUAGAUUUGGGUAUGAACCGAAUCAAGGAAAGUCUACAGAUGAUAAACCAAAAAGAAAUUCACUUUUCAUGGACAAAGACAGGCCGAAACUUUCGCAGACUAAAACUCCAAUCGAAAAAAAUAAGCGCUAUUCCGCCACAUAUACUUCCAGACAACCUGAUCUUAAAGAUGUUAAACAUAAAUUUAAAAGACAUAGUUUGGAAGUCACGGAGUACACUCCACUCUCCCGAGUGGACAGAAACUUACGGCGUUAUUCAGCGCUGGACGUUAAUCAUAAUCAGGGAACAAGUAAAAUACCAUUGAGAAGUAGUUUUGUUUCGGGUAGCAGAACGGCACCAGCAACUAGAGCCUCUAGUCCUGUAAGAUCUUACACUAAACUAUAUUUUAACAAAUCAAGUCCCAGUGAAAGUCAUGCUUCGUCAAGACAUAAAUUUUUAACUAGAUAUAGCUCGAGCGAUGAAGAAGUCGACAAACUCUGCCAUAAGUUCAGUCAUUGUCAAAGCGCUCCUAUUAACAGGGCAGAGAGCCCAAAAACGAAAGAUAGUAGGUUGCCUGUACGGCUACAGAAAAAAAAAAUUUGAGAUAUAUGUGUCUGUUAUAAAUUAAUUACGAUAAAAACUUGAACACUUUGUUAAUUAUAUUUAUUUGUUAUACCCUAAUUUUAUUAUUAGUAGGUUUCGAAGUAAAGUUAUCUCCUUCUAGCUAAUAUAAUAAUAUAGAAAGGCCGACAAAUCGUAGUGCUAUGCUUCAAUUGCCUCUGAUGUUGUAAGUCUUUUAUUACACAUUAGUUCGAAAUAUGUUGUAUUAAUCUUUCCUAAGCUGUAAUUUAUCUACACUGAGAAGAACCACAUCGAUUUUCCGCAUAUAUCUUGCCGCAAUAAAAUUUUGCAUUUACAUGGUAUAUUUAAAAUUUAGACACAGUUUGAUUUCUUAAAAAUAUUUUUUUCAGUAAUAUCGUCAUAAAAUUGUUAUGCGUUAUAAGCGAAUCAGUGAAAUUGCUUUACUCAAAGCACAUGCCGUGUUCAUUGUUAUUAUUGUUAGUACUGUUUAACUUGGUAAUAUUACCAUUUAAAAUAUUCAUAUCAAAGGAUUAUAAAUAUUUCCUGAUCUCCCAAGACAAAAAUAUUUCAUUUUAAUUUUAUGUUGAAAUAUAUUACGUUGUCCUUAUUUAUUUGAAUAGUAUAAGCUAUUUUUAAGUAUUUGGAAAAUCACAAGUAGCGAUGAAGCGAAGUCCCAAAUUCCGUCAUUAACGAAUCGUCACUCGUUAUUCCCACGGUGUCAAAAUAUAAAUAUUCUGUUAUACAUAGUGUACUUUAUUAUGAGAUAGAUUGAGAAUUCUCAGUCUUAUAGUAUAGCAUUACUAAUUCAUGAAUUAUAGUUACAAAUAUAAGGUUUAAUGAAUCUUAUCUACGUACCUUGACGAUAAAAAUAUUAUUUGUAAUAUAAAUUAUAUUCACUAGCUCAUCCGGAAAUAUAUUUUGGGAAAAUUAUCUAUAAACUCUUCAGGUUUUGCAAUUUAAUCGAACCAAGGUACAUAACUAUGAUUCUUACCAAUUCAGCACUGGCAAUUAUAAGGUACAGAACUGAAAUAGGUUGUCCUUUUGUGUGAAUAGUUUUUAAAAGAAGACUAGUCAGAUCUAAUCUGUUUAUGGAGAGCGUAGUUAUAAAUUAUAAAACCAUAAUUGAUAAAUCAUAUAUUUCUGCAGCGUCAAACCACCGGCCGCAACUACCAAGAAGUGAUGGAAGUUUAAUAACAAGAAAAGGCUUGUGUACUUACAAAAGUAGAGGCUUGACGUUCACGACUAAAGAUCUGAAAUGAACUUUCAAAAAACGUAUAUUUUAAGUUUCAAGAAUGUCAAAUGAGAUUGUAGUAUAAGUUGCGUCCAAGAUUAGUAAACUCAAUUUCUGGGUCUGGAUUUAGACGUUGCUCUUUUCAGGGCUGGUGGAUUUACAAUUAAACCAUGCGAAAAGUAAACCAAAUCGUUUAGCAUUUUCUGGUGAUUAGAAUUCAGUAAUUUUCAACGCUAAAGGAUAUAGCAUUCUCAUGAGCUAUGUACGUAUCUCAAAUGCAAAUAAUUCUACACCAUGUAUCUCUACAUUGUAUAGAUCGUAAUGAUAUUUUUAUUUGAAAUAUAUUAUUAACGUUACCUAUGAAAAUGGCAGCUUAAUGCGACUAUACGUGUACCUCGGUGCAAUAGCGGCAUUGAGAACUGAGGAAUUAAAACGACUAAGAAUCAGCUUAGAUUUUCUGAUUGGAUAUAUUAUCAAACAUUAUUUUUGUAAAAAUAUUCAAUGAGUGAUAUUCGUAAUGAUACGUUAAGUUAUUGCGUUAAUGCGUCGAGGUAUAUCUGCUCAUAUUCUUGAUAGAACAUCUUAUAUUGAUUGAGGAAUCUGAUGAUAAGGAUUCAUAAUUGAAAUCUUUUAUAUUCUAUGGUAUAUCAUACGAUUUUAUUAAGCUAUUGUCAUGCUGAAAACUUUGUGAAGUAUUUUGUAAAUGAAGCUACAUCACACAUUUUGAUUGUGUCUAUUGCGUACGAAGUAAAAAUAAAUUACUGAGAAUUUAACUUCACUAAAUUUUCAGCAAAUAUACCAGAGUUAGAUCAUAAAAAGAGAAGAUAAAAUAAUUUUAGCUUCACUAAUCAUGCUUAAAUAUCGCUACUUAUUUUUGUAUAGAUCUACAACAAUGAUAACUUUUGUGCCAGAGAAAAAACGAAAGGCAUAUGUAUACCAAUAGAGAGAUAUAUAAUAUAUAUAAUUAAAUGGAA